This is a messenger RNA of Globicephala melas (long-finned pilot whale), 1924 nucleotides long. RefSeq names its product Nedd4 family interacting protein 1 (gene NDFIP1). Gene Ontology annotation, cellular component: perinuclear region of cytoplasm; Golgi apparatus; endoplasmic reticulum. Gene Ontology annotation, molecular function: WW domain binding. Gene Ontology annotation, biological process: vacuolar transport; ubiquitin-dependent protein catabolic process; positive regulation of protein ubiquitination. The record is from RefSeq and is a predicted model, not a curated record. NCBI's taxonomy places the organism in Eukaryota, Metazoa, Chordata, Mammalia, Artiodactyla, Delphinidae.
UGUCGUCGUCGUCGUCCCCGCCUCCUCCCCAGGGGCCGCGUCGGAACCUCGGUAGCCGCGGCGUUUACAGCCCGAGGAGAGCGGCGGGUUUGGCAGCGGCGGUGGCCACCCAGACCCACCCGAGGCGCGUCCCCGUCGGCCUCCCGGCGCCCCCAGGCCGCAGCGCCCGCGCACCUUCAGCUCGCUCGCUCGCCCUCCUUCCCUGCGGCCGGCUGCGCCAUGGCGUUGGCGUUGGCGGCGCUGGCGGCGGUGGAGCCGGCCUGCGGCAGCCGGUACCAGCAGUUGCAGAAUGAAGAAGAGCCUGGAGAGCCGGAACAAGCUGCAGGGGACGCUCCUCCACCUUAUAGCAGCAUCUCUGCAGAGAGUGCAGCAUAUUUUGACUACAAAGAUGAGUCUGGGUUUCCAAAGCCCCCAUCUUACAAUGUGGCUACCACACUGCCCAGUUAUGAUGAAGCUGAGAGAACCAAAGCUGAAGCUACUAUCCCUUUGGUUCCUGGAAGAGAUGAGGAUUUUGUGGGUCGGGAUGAUUUUGAUGAUCCUGACCAGAUGAGGAUAGGAAACGAUGGGAUUUUCAUGUUAACUUUUUUCAUGGCAUUCCUCUUUAACUGGAUUGGGUUUUUCCUGUCUUUUUGCCUGACCACUUCAGCUGCAGGAAGGUAUGGGGCCAUUUCAGGAUUUGGUCUCUCUCUAAUUAAGUGGAUCCUGAUUGUCAGGUUUUCCACUUACUUCCCUGGAUAUUUUGAUGGUCAGUACUGGCUCUGGUGGGUGUUCCUGGUUUUAGGCUUUCUCCUGUUUCUCAGAGGAUUUAUCAAUUAUGCAAAAGUCCGGAAGAUGCCAGAAACUUUCUCAAAUCUCCCCAGGACCAGAGUUCUCUUUAUUUAUUAAAGAUGUUUUCUGGCAGAGGCCUUCCUGCAUUUAUGAAUUCUCUCCCAAGAAGCAAGAGAACACCUGCAGGAAGUGAAUCAAGAGGCGGAACACCGAGGAAUAAUCACCUGCUUUAAAAAAAUAAAGUACUGUUGACAAAGAUCAUUUCUCUCUAUUUGUUCCUAGAUGUAAAAUUUUAAUAGUUAAUGAAAAAUUCUGUAAUCAUUGAAUCAUUAGUGGUUAAUGUUUGAAAAAGCUCUCGCAAUCAAGUCUGUGGUGUACUAAUAAUGCCUUAUCUAUUUGUAGUCAUUUUAAAUAGCAUGAGCCUUGUCCCUGUAGUCAGUAGGGGGCAAUCUUGCUUUAUUCAUCCUCCAUCUCAAAAUGAAUUUGGAAUUAAAUAUUUUAGUGUAAGAUAUGUACAAUGCUGGCCAUUUAAAAAAGGGGUUUUCUCAAAAGUAUAACUUUUGUUAUGACUGCAUUUCUGCACAUAAUCCAUUUUGCUGUUAAAAUUAAUCUAGAAAUUUAUUUAAUUGUACUGUGAACACCUAGAAACAAAAUCAUAGUGCAAAAUACAUUUAAGGUGUGGUCAAGAAUAUGUUCUUAAUUGGUAAAUGAUAAGCAUUAAUUUUUUAUAGUCUGUAUUCUAAUUUUGCUGUACCUUAUUCUGUUGUGUACCUAAGGGAUUGUAAAGGUGUUAUCACUGUAUAAAAUAGAAAGGACAAGGACAAAUGCAGCAUAAUUACUAAUAAAAUGCAAUUGGUGAUACUUUCUGUGAUUAGAAUCCCUACCCCUUUUUUUUCUUUUUCUUUUGUCUCCUGAUGAUUAGGCCAGGGGCUAGGAGUAGGGAGGGGAUUAGGUACUAGGAGCAAAGAAAGAAUUAGCUUGGAACUUUUGAGAUGAUCCCUAACAUACUGUACUACUUGCUUUUACAAUGUGUUAGCAGAGACCAAUGUGUUAUAGUGUAGAGUGAUGUGCUUUCUACCAAGUGGUAUUCACCCUGGUUUGGUAUGUUAAAGCUGUAAAUACAACAGAACAUUAAUAAACGUCUCUUGUGUAGCAA